Arabidopsis arenosa is the source of this 4453-nucleotide messenger RNA. Lineage: Eukaryota; Viridiplantae; Streptophyta; Magnoliopsida; Brassicales; Brassicaceae. The record is from the annotation of a GenBank genome assembly.
AGCCUCUCGAAUCAUCGCCGGCGAUCGACGGUGCUGCUGCUUCUACGUCCGGCGAGGAAAUUUUCUGGAUUUUUGUUUUUUGCAUUGAUUAAUCCCAGAGAUUCUUCAUCGAGGUUUUUCAGAUUAUUAGGAUUUGCUUCGACGAGGAAUUUGAAAAAUAUUGGUGAACAACGAAUCGGUGAAGAAUUGGAGCAAAUUGUUUGUUCCUGAGGAUUCAUCAGAGUAGAUUUUGUUGUUUUGGUUAAUGUACAUUUUGGACUUGAGAGUUUGGGGAUUUUGAAAUCUUCGAUUUUGACGGAGGAAGCUAAGUGCUAGAAUGGGUUAGAUAGAAUGAUUGAAAGGAGAUUCGAGUGAUGUUAAACGAUUUGGUUGAGAAUUAUGAUUCGAAAGGGAAUUAGCUCUUUGCAGUUUCAAUGGCUGAUUCCUCGAGAAUUAGUCUCUCUGAGAGAGACGUUGAACAGGCCAUUACGUCACUUAAGAAAGGAUCUUACUUGUUGAAAUAUGGACGUAGAGGGAAGCCCAAGUUUUGUCCAUUCCAGCUCACAAGUGACGAGUCUGCAUUAGUAUGGUACUCUGGCAAAGAAGAGAAGCAGAUUAAGCUGAGUCAAGUCCUGAGAAUUGUUCCUGGACAACGCACGUCUACAUUUAAGAGAUAUCCACGCCCCGAGAAAGAGUAUCAGUCAUUUUCGCUCAUAUGUCCUGACAGGUCCUUGGAUUUGAUAUGUAAAGACAAAGAUGAAGCAGAAGUUUGGGUUGUUGGUUUGAAGUCAUUGAUUACUCGGGUAAAAGUCUCCAAAUGGAAAAACACUAUUAAACCUGAGAUCACUUCGGCGGAAUGUCCAAGCCCUCAUGCACGAAGAGUGUCUCCAUUUGUAACAAUUCUUGAUCAAGUUAUUCAACCCUCUAAUGAGACUUCUACACAAACCCGGUUGGGGAAAGUGUUUUCUGACAUUGUUUCAAUAACUGCACCCCCCAGUAACAAUAAUCAAACAGAAGCCAGUGCCAACCUCUUCUGUCCAUUUUCUCCGACUCCGGUAAAUGUUGAAAAUUCAAAUUUACGAUUCUCGACCAAUGACCCAAUUCGGCUCAGUCUAUCUAGCGCUGUGAGCACCUCUAGCCAUGGUUCAUAUCACGAAGACUUUGAUGCCUUAGGUGAUGUUUUUGUCUGGGGUGAAUCUAUAUGUGAUGGUGUACUUAGCGGCACUGGAAAUUCAUUGAACUCCACGACAGAGGAUGCCCUUUUACCAAAAGCAUUAGAAUCAACUAUAGUACUUGAUGCCCAAAAUAUUGCAUGUGGUAAAUGUCAUGCGGUUAUAGUUACCAAACAAGGAGAGAUCUUCAGCUGGGGUGAGGGAAAAGGUGGAAAGCUAGGACAUGGCUUAGAAACAGACGUCCAACAACCAAAGUUCAUUAGUAGUGUCAGAGGAUUGGGUUUCAAAUCUUUAGCCUGCGGAGAUUUCCAUACAUGCGCUAUUACUCAAUCUGGUGAUCUUUACAGUUGGGGUGAUGGCACUCAUAAUGUCGAUUUGCUUGGGCACGGGAAUGAAUCCAGCUGCUGGAUUCCCAAGAGAGUGACUGGUGCCUUACAGGGACUGUAUGUAUCAUAUGUCGCUUGCGGUCCCUGGCAUACAGCAGUAGUUACAUCAUCAGGCCAGUUGUUCACGUUUGGAGAUGGAUCUUUUGGCGCUCUGGGUCAUGGAGACCGGAGAAGCACAAGUGUUCCCCGUGAAGUUAAAAUCCUAGGUGGACUAAUAGUAACGAAGGUUGCGUGUGGCGUUUGGCAUACAGCUGCACUGGUAGAAGUGACAAAUGAAGCAUCUGAGGCAGAAGUUGGCUCUUCACGCGGGCAAGUCUUCACAUGGGGGGAUGGCGAGAAAGGCCAGCUUGGUCAUGGUGACAAUGAUGCACAACUACUUCCCGAGUGUGUAAUUUCAUUGUCGAAUGAAAAUAUCUGCCAAGUUGCCUGCGGACAUAGUCUCACGGUUUCUCUUACAUCCACAGGACAUGUGUAUACAAUGGGUAGCACGGCUUAUGGACAGCUUGGUAAUCCUACCGCCAAGGGAAACUUUCCUGCACGUGUUGAAGGAGACAUAGUAGAGGCUUCUGUGGAGGAGAUUGCGUGUGGUUCUUAUCAUGUUGCAGUUUUGACAUCUAAAUCAGAAAUUUACACAUGGGGAAAGGGAUUAAAUGGCCAGUUAGGCCAUGGAACCAUUGAGAACAAAAGAGAACCUGUGGUUGUGGGUUUUCUGAAAGAAAAGCAAGUGAAGGCUAUAACAUGUGGAUCAAACUUUACUGCUGUGAUUUGUGUUCACAAAUGGGUACCUGGCUCUGAACAUUCUCUAUGUGCUGGUUGCCGCAAUCCCUUCAACUUUAGAAGAAAACGCCACAACUGUUACAACUGUGGUCUGGUAUUUUGUAAAGUAUGCAGCAGUAGGAAAUCUCUGAGAGCUGCUCUGGCACCUGAUAUGAACAAACCAUAUCGAGUGUGUUACGGAUGUUUUACCAAGCUGAAAAAAUCGAGAGAACCAUCUACUUCUACGCCAACUUCACGGGCCAGAAAACUUUUGAACAUGCGGAAAUCGACAGAUGUUUCAGAAAGAGACAGCUUAACUCAAAAGUUCCUCUCAGCGCAUGCCAGAUUAUCGUCUGCUGACUCUUUAUUGCAUUACGGUGAAAGAAGGCACCACAGACGAGACUUAAAACCGGAAGUAAAUAACAGUAAUGUCUUCCCUUCCAUGAAUGGCAGUUUACAGUCCGUUGGUUCGCCAUUAUCCAAAGGAUCAACAGCUUUGCCUAAAAUUCCCAAGAAUAUGAUGGUUAAAAUUCCUGGUUCAGGAAUGAGCUCUCGCACAACAUCCCCAGUUUCAGUAAAGUCAACUAGUCCACGUCGAUCUUAUGAAGUAGCAGCUGCGGAAUCUAAACAAAUAAAAGACAGUUUUAAUCAAGAUAUGGCGGGUCUAAAGGAACAGGUAGAACAACUUACUUCCAAAACUCACCAACUUGAAGAGGAACUCGAAAAAACCAAAAGGCAGUUAAAAGUUGUCACUGCAAUGGCAGCAGAUGAAGCAGAAGAAAAUAGAUCUGCAAAGGAGGUUAUAAGAUCUCUAACCACUCAGUUGAAGGAAAUGGCAGAAAAACAAUCUCAAAAGGAUGCUAUUAGUACCAACUCAAAGCGCACAGACAAAGAGACAUCAGAGACUGUAACUCAGACUAGUAACCAAACACAUAUAAGAAGCAUGGUUUCUCAUGAUAGUCAACAUGAGAACAAUCUAACAAGUAGGAGCUUCGCUAAUGGGCAUAGGAAACAGAAUGAGAAACCAGAGAGGGUUGUGCAAGACGAACCAGGAGUGUAUUUAACAUUGUUGGCUUUACCUGGUGGUGGUACUGAACUCAAGCGUGUCCGGUUCAGCCGGAAACAAUUUACCGAAGAACAAGCGGAGAAGUGGUGGGGUGAAAAUGGAGCUAAAGUGUAGAAACCCUUCAUCUCCCAUCAUCUUUCUCAUUCAAUCUGCAAAAUUCCGAGAUUCAUGGCUACAACAAGACUUAACUCCUCUUGCCACUUUCCGUCGAGCACAAGACUCUAUAGCGAGAGCUAUCUCGGCCUGAGAGCGACCGCGAGGAUUAGUUAUACCCGUACCCUAACCGCUCCACGGGGCUAUCUUGCUGUAAAAGCAAACGGAGGUCAAGCUUCCGUGGUGACUGCAGCGGCUAUAACGGAGAAGCAACAAAAGAAGUAUCCAGGAGAAUCAAAGGGUUUUGUGGAAGAGAUGAGAUUCGUGGCGAUGAGAUUGCACACAAAAGAUCAGGCAAGGGAAGGAGAAAAAGAAUCUAAAUCUCCGGAGGAAGGUCCGGUGGCUAAAUGGGAGCCGACGGUGGAAGGAUACUUACAGUUUCUUGUGGAUAGUAAGUUGGUUUACGACACGCUUGAAGGGAUCAUUGACGAAUCCAAUUUCCCAACUUAUGCCGGUUUCAAGAAUACGGGAUUAGAAAGAGCAGAGAGUUUGCGGAAGGAUUUGGAAUGGUUCAAGGAACAAGGUUAUGAGAUUCCAGAGCCAAUGGCUCCUGGUAAAACAUAUUCUGAGUAUUUAAAAGAUUUAGCAGAGAAUGAUCCUCAAGCAUUCAUUUGUCACUUCUACAACAUUUACUUUGCUCAUAGCGCCGGUGGCCAAAUGAUUGGAACAAAGGUAUCUGAGAAGAUACUCGAUGAUAAAGAACUCGAGUUCUAUAAAUGGGACGGUCAACUUUCUCAAUUGUUGCAGAAUGUGAGGCAAAAACUGAACAAAGUUGCAGAGUGUUGGACAAGAGAAGAGAAAGAUCAUUGUUUGGAAGAGACAGAUAAAUCGUUCAAGUUUUCCGGGGAGAUUCUUCGUCUUAUAUUGUCCUGAUUUGAUUCACAAACUCUUUAGAUCUUCAAAAAUCAAAAGUCAAUAUUCAAUAAAGCAUUUUGCUAGUU